GUGUUUCUGUCAUAAGAUAUGACUUAUUGCAGUUAAGAGUUCAUGAACUCUCAAGGCAAAUAUUUAAGUACCGAAUAAUUACAAUUACUAUAUUGUUUCACAAAUGUGAAACCUUUUUCGAAGUUCUAUUGUUUUCUCAAUAAUUCCUAUUGACAAUUAAAUACUAGGCAACAAUGUUUUUUUUUUUGUAGUAUUUGGUAGAAAAUCGAUUUAAUAACUUACUUUUUAUUAUUUGCUAUAGUUAUUAAUUAUUUAUUUGUUUCUUUUUCUCGCCACCUUUCCAGACGAUUAUUCAUUUUGACACAACCCUUCAUACGUAUGCACUGAAAAGUCAACAACUGCUAUUUUAAUUUAUGAUUGUGUUCAAGUCGUAUAUCAAUCCAAUAUUUAUAAUAAUAAAUAAACACAAUAUGUUAGUGCAUAUGCAUAGUAAAAUUAUUCAACGGAAAUUUGUUACCGUUAUCAUUAUUGCUUUUACAAUAAACGAGUAUCGGAAAAUACACAAUCGCGUGCACUUGUCUUCGUUAGUACAACUGAAGGUCAUUUUAAUGAGACUACUAAACCAUAAUUAAUUUUACAGUAACGUGUAUAACUUAAAAGUGAAAAAAUUAUAUUAUUUUGAUCGCGUAAAGGUAAUAAGCAAAGUAUUACGUUGUUGAUCUUAAAACACGAUAGACUGCUAUGAUUUGUUACAUGAAAUUCAAUCCUAAGAAAUGAUUUAAAUAUCAUUGAAUACCAUUCACUUCAUCAUUGUUUAAUAUGAAUAAAACAAAUCAAUAUACUAAGUUUAUAGUAGUUGUAAUUUUUGAGGCUUUAAAAUGAUUCCACAUCGAGGAAGAAAUGUUCAUCAACAUUCUUACCCAUUGGAAAACGUAUUUAUACUAAAUAACGUUGAUAUCAACAUGUAUACUAUUCAGAGGAGAACAGACCGGGUCAUGUACGCAAGGAAUCAACAGUACAAAUAUAGUAGAGAAGUUGUGACAGGUGGACAACCAAUCACUGUCGAACAAGCGAAGGCUUUACGAUUAACAGUAUUUGGAGCUUGUGACACACCUCCAAGGGGUGAGUGGUUUCGUACUGGUUUUGUGUUUCGUGAACCCGAAAAAGAAUUAUCCUAUGGAUUACGAGCUCGUAGAAAUGGAACCAGAGGAUUACUCUCUGCUGUUCAGGGUUAUCUACUUAAACAUAUGUUAUUUUCUGGUUGUGGAGACUCAAAUUUAAAACCUUCACGACAACAGCAACUAGAUGCUCUUUGUAGAUCAUUAGCUGAUAUACUAUGGAAAAUCGGCGAUAACAAACAAGCAGUCAUAUGUUUACCUCAGGAAAAAUGUUAUGUAUCCCAUUCGCUAAACUACUUCCAAGAUAAUGUAACUGAAAAGCUGCAUUUAUUUGAGCUGACUAACAUCGAUGACUUAGAAAUUUUCAUCAAGAGGUACUUGCAUUUGUUUCAAGACGAUCCAGGCCCAGGAUCUUUAUUACUUCUAUAUAGCGCUGCGUUGACAAGAGGAUUGUCUAAAAUUAUGUCUGAUUUGAUGGACGAAAAAACCUAUUUAAUAUCAAAUGCCGAAGAAGGUUCCAUCUGUAUCGUAACUUUGCUCCUGACUGGUAGAGCUACUCCGAAUUUACACAACGGCAUAAUAAAUAUCGGAGAUGAAAAUCACUAUGCUAUACCGCAUUAUGGCGUAUUAGCCAGGAGUGAAGUUGGCUUAUUAGUUCACUUUGAAGAAACAGGCACACCAUUACAGAUUACCCAAAUGCCAGGUUCAAGAUUAAAAACUCCAUCAUAUCCUAUAUGGGUUACGUGUACCAAAGGUCAUUAUGGUAUUUUAUUCAACACCAAUAGGGAAUUAUUGAGAAAUCAUUUAGCUGAGAGAAGAUUUCCCUUGACGUACUAUACGUGUAGUGGAAUUGAAAAUUAUGCUACUGUAGAUACAAGAUCACAUCAAAAUACUGGUGACAGUAGAAUGUCUUAUAUGAAAUCUUCGGACGACGUAAACAGUACCAGUUCACAACAUCUACAAAUCGAAUGUCUUAUACACACAAAGUGGGAAGGAGCUUCAGUCCAAUGGACGGGUGCAACUAAUACAGUGAAUUGAUUUAAACUACUGUUUAUGAAUAAAAUUUUAAUAUUAGUACUUUUGGUCACGAUUUUAUUAGCAGAAACAUUUCAUAAAUUGUAAUGAAAUUAUCAACGAAUAAUAUACAGAAUGUUAUUUUAA
Daktulosphaira vitifoliae (grape phylloxera) is the source of this 2219-nucleotide messenger RNA. Its product is annotated as inactive ubiquitin carboxyl-terminal hydrolase MINDY-4B. Lineage: Eukaryota; Metazoa; Arthropoda; Insecta; Hemiptera; Phylloxeridae. Gene Ontology annotation, molecular function: cysteine-type deubiquitinase activity; K48-linked deubiquitinase activity. Gene Ontology annotation, biological process: protein K48-linked deubiquitination. The transcript has 10 exons. The coding region runs from base 819 to 2096 and encodes 425 amino acids. The record is from RefSeq and is a predicted model, not a curated record.